Aspergillus uvarum CBS 121591 is the source of this 1179-nucleotide messenger RNA. Its product is annotated as thymidylate synthase. Gene Ontology annotation, cellular component: mitochondrion; cytosol. Gene Ontology annotation, molecular function: thymidylate synthase activity. The record is from RefSeq and is a predicted model, not a curated record. NCBI's taxonomy places the organism in Eukaryota, Fungi, Ascomycota, Eurotiomycetes, Eurotiales, Aspergillaceae. Bases 1 to 1071 code for a protein of 356 amino acids. Gene Ontology annotation, biological process: dTMP biosynthetic process. The transcript has a single exon.
AUGCCACCCUCCGCCGAAUCCGCCCCGACCCCUCAACCCGCCCUCAACCCCCCCUCCACCACCUCGACCCCUCCCCCUCCGCCAACCGCCCCCCUCCACCCACCGCACGACCCCUCGCACGAAGAACACCAAUACCUCCACCUCAUCCGCACGAUCCUGUCGCAAGGCGAGAACCGGCCCGACCGGACGGGCACCGGCACACGGUCGAUCUUCGCGCCGCCGCAGAUGCGCUUCAGCCUGUCCAAACCCGCCGCCUCCACCAGCCCAGACCAACCAGAAUACACACCAAUCCUCCCCCUCCUCACCACCAAACGCGUGUUCCUGCGCGCCGUGCUCGCCGAGCUCCUCUGGUUCAUCUCAGGCUGCACCUCCUCCCGCCCGCUCUCCGAAGCCGGCAUCAAGAUCUGGGACGGCAACGGCAGCCGCGCCUUCCUGGACAGCGUAGGCCUCUCGCACCGCGCCGAAGGCGACCUCGGCCCGGUGUACGGGUUCCAAUGGCGACACUUCGGCGCCGAAUACGUCGACGCGUCCACCGACUACGCGGGCCAGGGCGUCGACCAGCUGGCGGAGGUGGUGCGCAAGCUGCGCGAGACCCCCUUCGACCGCCGCAUCAUCAUGAGCGCGUGGAACCCCGCGGACCUCAACAAGAUGGCGCUGCCGCCGUGUCACAUGUUCGCGCAGUUUUACGUGAGUUACCCGGGGGGCAUCACGGAGGACGGCAAGGGAAGGGGCAAGGGUCAUCUGCAUUGUUUGUUGUAUCAGCGCUCGGCGGACAUGGGGCUGGGCGUGCCGUUUAAUAUUGCCAGUUAUGCGCUGUUGACGCAUAUGUUGGCGUUCGCGGUGGAUCUGGUGCCGGGCAGUUUGACGCAUACAUUGGGCGAUGCGCACGUGUAUCUGGAUCAUAUGGAGGCGUUGCGCGAGCAGUUGACGCGCGAGCCGACGGCGUUUCCGGAGGUGCGGAUCUCGCGGGCGGAUCGCGGGAGUGGGGUUGUGGAUGGGUGGCGGGAGGAGGAGUUUGAGGUGUUGGGGUAUCAACCGCAUAGGGCGAUUAAGAUGAAGAUGAGUGUGUAGCUGGAUUGCGGGGUUUGGCAGCUGUUCUUGAAUCUUCGGGUUUCGGUGCAUGUAGCUGUUACAGUAUAGAUCGAGUGGCUUUACUGGGAUAGAUAUGUGCCCCCCCCC